Molecule: messenger RNA, 1861 nt
Organism: Anoplopoma fimbria (sablefish)
Lineage: Eukaryota; Metazoa; Chordata; Actinopteri; Perciformes; Anoplopomatidae
Gene: taf15
Product: TAF15 RNA polymerase II, TATA box binding protein (TBP)-associated factor
Exons: 17
Coding region: 122-1447 (441 amino acids)
Biological process (GO): regulation of DNA-templated transcription
Cellular component (GO): nucleus
Molecular function (GO): transcription coregulator activity; RNA binding
Source: RefSeq, a predicted model, not a curated record
GGUGACGCAGUGGACGGCUCAAUUCUGUGGCGCUGCGUAGAUGUCAACCAGGGUUUUUAGCAGCUAGUCAGAAGAAAACAGAUUUCAUUGUAUUUUUUAACUGCAUAAACAACGUCACAGAAUGGCCACUGAUUCAGGCUAUGGUGGCUCACAAAGCUAUGGGUCAUAUGCCGGCCAGCAGAGUGGACAGGGUUAUGGACAAGGAAACGGCAGUGGCUCUUAUGGGGGACAGAGUUACAGUGGUUAUGGACAGCCAGGCGCAGCAACACAAGAGGGUUAUGGCCAGUCUCAGCCACCGAGCUAUGAUAAUUACGGACAAGCAUCAUCUGGGUAUGGAGACAAGUCGUCGUCUUCUCAAGGGCCGCAAGGUUCCUAUGGUAGCCAGGGUCCAGGAGGAGACAGCUAUGGACAGCAAACCUCCUAUGGUGGUGGUGGUGUUGGCGGCGGGGGCGCCAGCUAUGGAAGAUGGAGUGAAGGUGAGGGAGCUGUGCAGGGUGGGAGGUUUGGACGUGACCAGGGAGAUCGUUCCGAGGGAGGAGGGGGCUUCAGAGGCCGAGGACGUGGUGGCUACGACCGUGGGAGCUAUGACCGCAGUGGUGGAUACGACCGCAGUGGUGGAUACGACCGUGGCGGAGGACCUCCUGGUAUGGGAGGUGGUGACCGUGGUGGCUACAAAAAUUACGGUGGCUCUCGUGACUUCGACUCAAGGGAUGAACCAUCUGGUGGUGAGCAGGACAACUCUGACAACAACACCAUUUUUGUUCAGGGACUCUCAGAAGAGGCCACAGUUCAGGAAAUCGGCGACUACUUUAAGCAAAUUGGUAUCAUCAAGUUGAACAAGAAAACGGGCCUGUUGAUGAUCAACAUCUACACUGACAAGGCCACCGGUCGGCCAAAGGGAGAAUGUACGGUGUCAUUUGAUGACCCGCCCUCUGCCAAAGCUGCUAUUGACUGGUUUGAUGGCAAGGAGUUCAAUGGCAAACCCAUCAAAGUGUCAUUUGCCACCCGCAGAGCUGAGUUUACACAGAGAGGAGGUGGAAGAGGAGGAGGAGGUGGUGGUGGAGGCGGCGGCGGCGGAGGAGGUGGAGGAGGAGGAGGACGAGGAGGUUUCAGAGGCCGUGGUGGCGGAGGAGGACCAAGCUUUGACAUUAAGGGAGGAGACUGGCCCUGUCCCAACAGCUCUUGUGGCAACAUGAAUUUUGCGCGGCGGCAAGAGUGUAACAAGUGUGGAACUCCCAAACCAGGAGAUGCAGGUGGAGAUCGUGGAGGAAGAGGUAGUUAUGGCGGUGACAGAGGUGGUGGUGGCUUCAGAGGUCGUGGAGGUUUCCGUGGGGGUGACCGUGGAGACCGUGGCGGCUACGGAGGAGGUGGAGGAGGAUUCGGAGGAGGUUAUAAAAUGGGAGGAAGAGGUGACCGUAGAGACGACAGAAGAGAACGGCCAUACUAGAUGUUGAGCAGAUGGAAACCAUCCCAGCCCCCAAGUUCAUCAUUGAGGGAGGGUUUUGUUUGGGGAAAACUGGGGGGGAGGGGGGACGACCGGCAAUCAGACUGAUUUGUGCACCCUUUCUGUAGCCGGUGCAUCCCAACUAUUACUGCUCAUGUGAGCGAGGAGGGGUGGAUGUGUUGAGCUACUGUAUAGGGACUUUGGGGCUGAUUGGCAUGUGGUCAAAUGUUUGUUUAUUAUUAUUUUUUUUUCUUUCCUCUGCUUUUGUUUUAUUUCUUUGUACAUCUUUUUAAUUUCCUCUCAGAUUCUAGUUGCAGAUGUUUUUGUGAGGUAGACUUCGUAUCUUGUUUUGUUUUUGUAUGAACGGAAUUACAUGUUUUAUUUUGGUUCCUUAUUUUUUUUUUUUUUUUUUUUUUU